Rubroshorea leprosula is the source of this 708-nucleotide messenger RNA. The record is from the annotation of a GenBank genome assembly. NCBI's taxonomy places the organism in Eukaryota, Viridiplantae, Streptophyta, Magnoliopsida, Malvales, Dipterocarpaceae.
CAAACAACCUUAAGCUUUGAACUCUUUCCUCUCUUGCUUCUUCACCUACCAUUACCUUCCAGCACCAUUGGAUCGAAUUCAGCUUGAAUUCGAUCUGAUGGUUUUUAGGCUUUAGGUGAAAUUGAGAGGUAACCUUGGGACAUCUCUGAAUCUUCUUUUCUUUGUCCUGUGUUACUUCUAUCCCUGCUACAAAAUCUCACAAAAAAACAAGCAGUCAUCCUUUGUCUGGAUUCAUCAUGGACAAGGUGAUGAGGUUGGCCUCAGAGAAAGGAGUUGUAAUAUUCACUAAGAGCUCAUGUUGCCUAUGUUAUGCGGUCAACAUUCUGUUUCAAGAGCUUAGGGUGAACCCCGUAGUUUAUGAGAUUGACCAAGAUCCUGAAGGCAGGGAAAUGGAGAAAGCUCUUAUGAGGAUGGGGUGUAACACGCCAGUACCAGCUGUGUUCAUAGGUGGACAGCUUGUUGGUUCAACCAAUGAAGUCAUGUCCAUGCAUCUAAGUGGAAAACUUAUUCCUAUGUUGAAGCCUUAUCAGGCUAUGUGUUAAAAUUAACUAUCGUUAUCCAACUGCAAGAAUAAAAUUGGCUCAAAUUAGCAGUAUAAUGAGCUGUGUAUUGUGUAGUUUGAGUAGCUUUAUAUCUUAAGUACUUCAUAGCUUCAAAUUAGCUCUAGUGUGUAAUCUGUCUAUUGAUUAAUGAAUUAGCUUUAAUUAU